CGUUGAAUCUUUUGUUUAUUUCGAACUUUAAUUUGUCGCUCUCGCGAUAACAUUGAUCCUGUCUACAGAGCUAAGCUUGAGGAAAAUCUUGCUCACUUAAUUUAACAACUUUGCAACAAAACUAUGACGAUAACAUUGACGCAAGGGGCUAUUGAAGCCCUCUAUAAAGGCAUAUCUAUCAACAAUCCUCUGCUUCAACUGCUGAACAUCCGUCAAAUGACUAGUAACACAGGUCUACCCAGGUACCGGCUUAUGAUGAGUGAUGGUCAGCAUGUCUUGUCCUCCUUUCUGCUCACCACCCAGUUGAAUCAUCUGCCAGAACAGAAUCUGCUGGUGCAAAACUGCAUAUGCAUGCUGAAGAAGGUGGUAACCAGUACGCUGUCGGAUGGCAGGACUGCGGUGACUGUGAUGGAUAUGGACGUGGUGCAGUCAGCAGAGGAAACUGGAGGGAAGAUCGGGAAUCCCGUCCCUUACAAUAAAGAUGGCAAAAUGUCCUCUCCAGCAAAGGUGCCUUCUACUUCUGAACCAGCUUCUUCUCCAUCUGCCGCAGCACCCGGACCCUCAUACAGAAGCACCUCUUUUUCUAAACUAGGAACCAGAGGUAAAGCUGCUGAGAGGUCUCCGGCUGAUUCACCCAUGAAGGUUUCACCAGCAAAAGGCACAAAUUCACCAAUGAAAGUUUCCCCCAUGAAGGCUUCCCCCACUAGCUCUCCAGCUAAAGUCUUUCCUAUUUCAGCGCUCAAUCCGUACCAGAGCAAGUGGACCAUCAGAGCAAGAGUUACUAAUAAAUCCAAUGUCCGUAAGUGGAGUAACUCCAGAGGAGAGGGCAAGCUCUUCUCCUUUGAAGUUGUGGAUGAGAGUGGGGAAAUCAAGAUUACUGCCUUCAACGACGAAGUGGACAAAUUUUUCUCUCUGCUGGAGCAAGGCAAGGUCUACUACAUCUCAAAGGCUACACUGAAGGCGGCAAACAAACAGUUUAACACACUGAAGAACGACUACGAGAUGACCCUCCACACUCAUUCGUCGAUCGUGCCAUGUGACGACACCCAUAGCAUUCCCGCCAUGAACUGCAACUUUGUGCCAAUAGAAGAGCUGGAAAACCGCGACAAAGACUCCAUAAUUGAUGUAAUUGGGAUUUGCAAACGUGCGGAAGACGUCUCCCGCAUCACCACCAAGACCAACAGAGAAGUCUCCAAGAGGGCCGUCCACCUGGUCGACACAUCCGGCAAGGAGGUGAUCGCCACGCUGUGGGGGGAAGAGGCGGAGAAGUUUGACGGCUCUGGGCAGCCUGUUGUUGCCAUCAAAGGAGCUCGCUUGUCUGAUUUUGGAGGCAGAUCUCUCUCUGCUCUGUUCAGUUCAACGAUUAUGGUCAACCCAGACAUACCAGACGCCUUUAGGCUGAGAGCUUGGUAUGACCGGGAAGGCUAUGCUGUCAAUAGCCAGUCCCUCACAGAGACGAGGUCAUCCAACAGUGGAUCAAGGAUGAACUGGAAAACGCUGAGCGAAAUUAAGAAUGAAAACAUGGGGCAUGGCGAGAAGGCAGAGUAUUUCAGCUGUUUGGCCACAGUUGUGUUCAUGCGUAAGGAGAAUUGUCUGUACCAGGCCUGCCCAUCUGCAGACUGCAACAAAAAGGUCAUCGACCAACAUAACGGCCUGUACCGCUGCGAGAAGUGCAACCGAGAGUUUUCCAACUUCAAAUACAGAUUCUUGCUUUCUGCCAACUUGGCAGACUUCGGGGAUAACCAAUGGGUGACAUGCUUCCAGGAGACAGCUGAAGUCCUGUUAGGUCACAGUGCGCAAGCGCUGGGACAGCUCAGAGAAACCGACGAGGCUGCAUUUGAGCAAGUCUUCCAGAACGCCAACUUCAGAACUCACAUCUUUAAAAACCGAGUCAAGCUGGAGACGUACCACGAUGAAAGUCGAGUGAAGGUGACGGUAAUGGAAGUCCUUCCGGUCGACCACAGAGAAUACAGCAGGAGACUCCUCAGCAACAUUCGCAGAUUGGCUUGCUGAGCGCUUUGUCCCAGUCAUCCAAACGGCUGCCGUGUAAUUACACAUCUUUGGCGAGUUUCUGGCAUUUUCUCGCCGCGAGAUAGCAUCAUAUCUGACUGAUGCAGCGGAGGAGCAGUCAGUGACUCAUGGGAAUUAUUGGCAGCCAAACAAAGGCUAAUAUGUGGCUGUUCAUUUUCUUAAGCAGGCUUUGAGUGAAACUCAGUGGGAAUGCCUCUAAUGUGUGACGUUUUUACAUUUUGAGUUCUAUUUCGAUUGUAUUGUUCUUUUGUUGUUUUAUGCACAUGUAAAGACAUGUAAAGUUUUGCUUUUCUUUUAAGUUUAUUAUUUCUUUAUUUUUUCUGACAUAAUUUUUGAAAUGUCAUUUUAUUUAUGAUUAUACAUUUUUUGUCCCCUUAUAAAUGUCAAAAAAGACAAGUUUUAUUAAAAUCGCAAAUGUACAUUUUGUGCCUGUUAUUUGUGCAUCUAAUGUAACAGAUAAUUCAAAAAGGAAAAAUUAUUUGCAUUUUUUGCUCAACCUCAGCUUCAAAUCAAACUCCAAAAUGUCAGAUGUUUUAGUCGUGCACAGACUCAUGUUGCAUCAGAUUUUAACCAGAGCAUAAUUCUUGCAAAUGGUUUGUUGUAGUUAAGAGUUUAUACUACAUUUUAUAUUAUUCAUGGGCUAUAUCUCUUCAAGACCAAUAAAAUUAUUAGUUGGAAAUACA
Oryzias melastigma (Indian medaka) is the source of this 2714-nucleotide messenger RNA. Its product is annotated as replication protein A 70 kDa DNA-binding subunit. Gene Ontology annotation, molecular function: damaged DNA binding; single-stranded telomeric DNA binding. The transcript has 17 exons. Gene Ontology annotation, cellular component: nucleus; DNA replication factor A complex. The coding region runs from base 124 to 2013 and encodes 629 amino acids. The record is from RefSeq and is a predicted model, not a curated record. NCBI's taxonomy places the organism in Eukaryota, Metazoa, Chordata, Actinopteri, Beloniformes, Adrianichthyidae. Gene Ontology annotation, biological process: DNA replication; telomere maintenance via telomerase; meiotic cell cycle.